Messenger RNA from Prionailurus viverrinus (fishing cat), 3753 nucleotides. RefSeq names its product protocadherin beta 2 (gene PCDHB2). Gene Ontology annotation, biological process: homophilic cell-cell adhesion. Bases 405 to 2798 code for a protein of 797 amino acids. The record is from RefSeq and is a predicted model, not a curated record. Gene Ontology annotation, molecular function: calcium ion binding. The transcript has a single exon. Gene Ontology annotation, cellular component: plasma membrane. NCBI's taxonomy places the organism in Eukaryota, Metazoa, Chordata, Mammalia, Carnivora, Felidae.
UUUGUCAAUGCUUGCCGUGGUUGUUAUGGAUGCAAUGAAAAAGCCUUUGGAGACGCAGAUAAGACUUUGAGAUAUUACUUGAAAAUACUGCCUUUAGAUGGCCAUCUGUCUUGAAAGAAAGGAUUAGGAUUUUCUUCCUGUUUUGGAUAAACACAACACUCGGGAAGGACGCUGGGUGGCGCUGCAGCAUUAUAAGUAGAACGAAGAGAGCUACCAGCCCGCGCUCCUUGAGCCAAAUGCUCCGCUGAAGAAACAAGCAGGAAGGGGAGGCAUUUUAAGGUGGUUGCUCCGGGAAAUCAGGGCCCUAGGCGUCUCCAUUUCUCCCACCAUCUACGAGAUACUGGGAGAUAAGAGCGACAACUCGAGGCGAAGCUGGGUCAAGUUUGCUGGGAGACCGGAAGGCGAUGGAGGCCGGAGAGGGAAAAGAACGCUUUCUAAAACAAAGGCAAGUCUUGAUAUUCUUUGUUUUGCUGGGCAUAGCUCAGGUUGCUUCCAAGCCUAAGCAGUACUCAGUGGCUGAGGAAAUGGAGAGUGGCACCUUUGUGGCCAAUUUGUUAAAAGACCUGGGGCUGGAAGUAAAUGACCUAGCUGCGCGGGGGGCUCGGGUCGUUUCCAAAGGGAAAAAAACGCGUUUGCACUUUGAUAGGCAGACAGGGAAUUUGUUGUUAAAUGAGAAACUGGACCGGGAGGAGCUGUGCGGCCUUGCCGAGCCCUGUGUGCUACCUUUCCAGGUAUUAUUGGAAAAUCCCUUGCAGUUUUUUCAGGCCGAGCUAUGGAUUAGAGAUAUAAAUGAUCAUUCCCCGGUUUUCCUAGACAAAGAAAUACUUUUGAAAAUUUCAGAAAGUAUCACUCCCGGAACUACUUUCCUAAUAGAACGUGCCCAGGACUUAGAUGUGGGAAGCAACAGUCUCCAAAGUUACACGGUCAGUCCAAAUUCCCACUUCCAUCUUAAAUUACAAGACAGUUCCGACGGCAUAUUACCACAGCUGGUGCUGGACAAAGCGCUGGAUCGAGAGGAACAGGCUGAGAUCAGGUUAACUCUCACUGCGCUGGACGGCGGGACUCCACCCAGGUCUGGCACUGCCCUGGUCCGCAUUGAAGUUUUAGACAUCAAUGAUAACGCGCCCGAGUUUGCAAAGCUGCUCUAUGAGGUGCAAGUUCUGGAAAACAGUCCCAUUGGAUUCCAGGUUGCCGUAGUCUCUGCUAGAGAUUUGGACAUUGGAACCUAUGGAGAAAUAUCUUAUGUAUUUUCCCAAGCCUCUGAAGAUAUUCGCAAAACUUUUCAAAUAAAUGCAAAGUCAGGAGAACUCAUUUUAACACAGAAACUGGAUUUCGAAUCCAUUCAGAGUUAUACAUUAACUAUUCAGGCGACAGAUGGUGGAGGCCUAUCUGGAAGUUGCAUGGUGUUUGUCCAAGUGAUGGAUUUGAAUGACAACCCUCCGGAACUGACUAUGUCAACACUUAUCGAUCACAUCCCAGAAAACUUGCAGGAGACCAUAAUUGCUGUAUUCAGUGUUUCAGAUCCUGACUCGGGAGACAAUGGAAGAAUGGUUUGCUCCAUUGAAGAUGAUCUUCCUUUCUUCCUUAAACCUUCUGUUGAGAAUUUUUACACUCUACUGACAAACACACCUCUGGACCGAGAGACCAAAUCCGAGUACAACAUCACCAUCACCGUCACCGACUUAGGGACCCCCAGGCUGAAAACGCAGCACAACAUAACCGUGACGGUCUCCGACGUCAACGACAACGCCCCCGCCUUCAGCCAAACCACCUACACCCUGCGCGUCCGCGAGAACAACAGCCCCGCCCUGCACAUCGGCAGCGUGAGCGCCACGGACAGGGACUCGGGCGCCAACGCCCAGGUCACCUACUCGCUGCUGCCGCCCGCGGACCCGCAGCUGCCCCUGGCCUCCCUGGUGUCCAUCAACGCGGACAACGGGCAGCUGUUCGCGCUCAGGUCCCUGGAUUACGAGGCGCUGCGGGCGUUCGAGUUCGGCGUGCGCGCGGCCGACCGCGGCUCGCCCGCGCUCAGCAGCCAGGCGCGGGUGCGCGUGCUGGUGCUGGACGACAACGACAACGCGCCCUUCGUGCUGUACCCGCCGCAGAACGGCUCUGCGCCCUGCACCGAGCUGGUGCCCAGGGCGGCCGAGGCGGGCUACCUGGUGACCAAGGUGGUGGCGGUGGACGGCGACUCGGGCCAGAACGCCUGGCUGUCGUACCAGCUGCUCAAGGCCACGGAGCCCGGGCUGUUCGGCGUGUGGGCGCACAACGGCGAGGUGCGCACGGCGCGGCUGCUGAGCGAGCGCGACGCCGUCAAGCACAGGCUGGUGGUGCUGGUCAAGGACAAUGGCGAGCCGCCGCGCUCGGCCAGCGUCACGCUGCACGUGCUGCUGGUGGACGGCUUCUCGCAGCCCUACCUGCCGCUCCCGGAGGUGGCGGCGGCCGAGGCGCGGGCCGACCCGCUCACCGUCUAUUUGGUCGUCGCCUUGGCGUCCGUGUCGUCGCUCUUCCUGUUCUCGGUGCUGGUGUUCGUGGCGGUGCGGCUGUGCAGGCGGAGCCGGGCGGCGUCUGCGGGUCGCUGCUCGGGGCCUGAGGGCCACUUUCCGGGCCACCUGGUGGACGUCAGCGGCGCGGGGACGCUGUCCCAGAGCUACCAGUACGAGGUGUGUCUGACGGGAGGAUCUGGGACCAACGAAUUUAAGUUCCUCAAGCCGAUUCUCCCCAAUUUCCUUGGUCUCGGUGAGGAGAGGGUUCAUGAAGCAAACCCCAGUUUCAGGAAUAGCUUUAAAUUCAGUUAAGUAUUAAUUAAUAAGGGUCUACUGAGCCUAGUCUCCGUUAAUUUGUGUAAAGUCUUUUUGUACUGCCUUGCCCACUUGGAUUCUUUUUAUUUGGUGUUGGGUAGCUAUCCUAUUCCAUUCAGUGCAUGCUACUGGUGUUUCUAAAUGCCUUCGUUUGUGGUGUAAGGAAUGCAGAUUUCUUUUUGUUGAUUAGUCUCACUGUAACUUAAUUCAACUUAAAGUGUGAAAGUAAACUUUGUAUUUUCUGAAGUCUUUAAUUUUUAAGUUAGAGCAUCUUUUUCCAAAUUCACCUUCCACAGUUCCUAGGUUACUUUGCAGAACUUAAAAUUUAAAAUAUUUUUUAAAUGUUUGCAAUCACUACAUAAGCUUAUUCUUUUUCCAGAAUAUUUGUGUUUUGUAUAUUCUCUUAAACUAGUAUAACUUUAAUUCUCUUCACUCACAUUGGCUAAAACUUGUAAGAUAUAUAUGUUCAUGAACACUAAAGCAAUGUCUCACAUUUUUCUAAAUAUGUAUUUCCUUAAAGUAUCCUUAAAUGGAAGUUAUGAUUCCUUUGAGAUUGUGACAACCUUGACUGUUGGAUUCUACAAACCAUUCAUAUUAAAAUGCUCAAUAAAUCAACCACUAAUAUUCUCAAAUGUAGUUAAAUAAGUAGCAUAUGUCCAGUCGUUUUCAAAGCCAUGUAAUUCUUAAUGCUUUCUAUUAAAAUUUUUUUCUUUAAACUUUUCACAUCAAUUCCCCUUUUAAAAUAUUAGUUUUAGCAAUUACAAACAUCUAUUAACUUUGAGCAAGUCCUUAAAAUCCAAAAGAUAUGAGGAAAUAAACAUGUCUUUGUCCUUCACCAAAUUUUAGAAACUUCAAAUGUAGUUUGGCAUUGCAUGUUUCAAAAAUUUUGGAUUGUUUAUAAUUCCUUUGGGAAUAAGCCUGUGAGGAAAAGAUUUAUCUUGGUCUGGGCAUU